UCCCAAAAUAUUUGUACUUCCAAAUCCAAUAUUGAUUCCUCAGCAACUCGAGUUCAGACUUGAGACACCUAACCUUAAGAAAAAGAAAAGAAAAAAGAAGUAAAAUGGAUUCUUCAACCCUAAAUUACCAAAAUGCCACUGUAGCAUCUGGAAUUGCAUCUGCAAUAGUCAUCUUACUCUGUUUCUUUCUGUUUCGUUUCAUCAUCAAAUUCGGUCAUCAUAGUAGAGAACCCCCAACAGUGUCCGGAGCAUGGCCAAUCAUCGGUCACCUUCCAUUGUUACGCGGUUCAAAGCAGCUCCACAUAACUCUAGCUUCCAUGGCCGACAAGUACGGACCCCUUUUCACCAUCAAGAGUGGCUCCAAAAAGACCAUAGUACUCAGCAACUGGGAAAUGGCGAAAGAAUGCUUCACCACCAACGACAUGGCGGUUUCCACUCGCCCCACAAAGCUUGUCGCCAAUGAAAACCUUUCAUACAACGGAGCCAUGUUUGGUUUCGCGCCGUACGGUCCAUACUGGCGCCAAAUCCGCAAGAUUGUGACGUUAGAGCUCCUCUCGAAUCGCCGAAUCGAGCAACUAAGCCAUAUUCGUGUCUCUGAAGUUCAAGCUUCAGUGAAAGAUGUAUACAGAAAAAGAAAUAAUGACGAAGAGUAUGUGUUGGUGGAGAUGAAGCAGUGGUUUGCUGAAUUGAUCUUCAACAUGGUUUUUAGGAUGCUUGUUGGGAAGCGAUGCUUUGGAUUUGGUGGUUUGGAAAAUAAUAACAGGUGUUUGGAAACGAUAAGGGAGUUCAUGAAUUUGUUGGGGGUGUUUACAGUGGCAGAUGUUGUUCCUUUGUUAAGGUGGUUGGAUUUUGGGGGCUAUGAGAAAGCAAUGAAGAAAACUGCUAAGGAAUUGGAUGAGUUUUUGGAUGAUUUUGUAAGAGAACAUCGCCAAAAGAGGAGUUUGUUAGAUGAGAAAGAUUUUAUGGAUGUCAUGAUUUCGGUUUUUGAUGAUGCCUCAGGUCUUGAUGGAUUUGAUGCUCAUACCAUAAUCAAAGCCACAACAUUGUCUAUGAUUACGGGAGCAACCGAUACAACGACUGUUACCCUUACAUGGGCAAUGUGUAUGUUAUUAAGAAAUCCCCACACAUUAAAAAAAGCAAAAGAAGAACUCAAUACCCAAAUUGGGAAAGAGAGACGCAUACUUGAGUCUGAUCUAAGCAAAUUGCAAUACAUUCAAGCCAUUAUUAAGGAGACACUAAGAUUGUAUCCACCUUCUCCACUUGGAGUGCACCGUGAAUUCACAGAAAAUUGCAAUUUAGGUGGAUACCAAAUUAAAAAAGGAACUCGAUUAAUUACAAAUCUUUGGAAAAUCCACACCGACUCUUCUAUUUGGUCAGAUCCAUUAGAGUUCAAGCCAGAAAGGUUCCUCACAACUCAUAAAGAUGUGGAUGUUAAGGGUCAUCAUUUUGAGUUGUUACCAUUUGGAAGUGGUAGAAGGGCGUGUCCAGCAAUAUCUUUUGGCUUUCAAAUGGUUCAUUUUAUUCUGGCUAGCUUUUUGCAUUCCUUUGAGAUCUUGAAUCCUUCCCCUGAACUUGUUGACAUAGAUGGAACCCUUGGAAUCACCCAUGUCAAAACUACUCCACUUGAGAUACUUGUUAAACCGUGUUUGAUUCCCAAUUGUUAUGAGACCAUGUAAUAAUAUUAGAUUAGGCACAUAUGACAUAAUCCUUGGUGUA
Messenger RNA from Arachis stenosperma, 1716 nucleotides. RefSeq names its product cytochrome P450 82A1-like. The coding region runs from base 105 to 1676 and encodes 523 amino acids. The transcript is spliced from 2 exons. NCBI's taxonomy places the organism in Eukaryota, Viridiplantae, Streptophyta, Magnoliopsida, Fabales, Fabaceae. The record is from RefSeq and is a predicted model, not a curated record. Gene Ontology annotation, biological process: defense response to other organism. Gene Ontology annotation, molecular function: heme binding; oxidoreductase activity, acting on paired donors, with incorporation or reduction of molecular oxygen; iron ion binding.